AGAAGAAAUUGUAGUUAAAGAAGAGGAAGUAUCACAAGUAAUUUCAGUACCGUUGGGUGCAGACGUAUUAACAGCAGUUGAAAUGUACGAAGAUGUCGAGACUUCUGUUGUUUUACACGAUUUUGUUGAAGGUCUGGAAGAAGGGCAAUAUAUUGCUUAUAUCGAUGGUGAUGAAUAUGUUGAAUCUUCGGUUGAAGUAAUGGAUCAAGAAACGGAAGAAACUGCUGAUGAUAUCGUUGAUUGUAAACCUUAUAUGUGUGCAGAGUGUGGCAAAAUUUUCACAAAUAUUAUUUUGUUUAGGAGUCAUUUAAGUACGCAUCAGAAUAAAGGUCACUUAUGUAGCUAUUGUGAUGCGACUUAUAAGCGGAUAGAUCAUUUGCAGAAACAUAUAGAACUCAUGCAUCCUGACUCCAAUGUUAUAUUUGAAGCAAAGGAGAAGAAAGUAAAUCCUUACGCCAAAACUUUUCUUUGCAAUGUUUGUGGUAAAAUCUUGAAAAGCAGCAUCGCUUAUGAAAACCACACGUUAAGGCAUCAAAGUAAGUGUCCUUUUCCCUGCGAUCUCUGCUCGGAAACCUUCCCUAAUCGAGGGGCCCGAAGAAAACAUGAAGUCAAGGUGCACAAUAUUCUGACAAAGGAAAAUGGGAAUACUGAUGGAUACCAUAUUUGUGAAAUUUGCGGUUUAGAAAUGUUUUCAGACGGAGCGUACUACCAUCAUAAAGAUAAGCACGGAGACCCGUAUCCGUGUCCGCAUUGUGGAAAAUUGUAUGGUAGUAGGAGUCUAAUGCAAGUUCACGCUCGAAGACACACCGAUGAAAGACCCUAUGUAUGUUCACAGUGCAACAGAAAUUUCAAGAUGAAACAAGAACUUAGUGCUCACAUGAACAUCCACAAGGAUGUGCGGCCGUACCCUUGUCCUCACUGCCCCAAGAUGUGCAGGAAGAGUUCGGACUUGACCCAUCAUAUCAGAACACACACCGGAGAGAAACCUUACGUUUGUGAUAAAUGUGGCAGAGGUUUUGCUCAGGCCGGGGACAUGAGGAAACAUAGACAGUUACACUUCAGGCCUUCAAAAAUAAAUAAAAAGGCCACUUCUAGUAGUUAAUAUUAACUGAUAUGUUGUAUCUUUGAAUUUCUUGAUCAAUGUUGUAUUAAAACAUUAUUUUAUUACAUUA
This is a messenger RNA of Homalodisca vitripennis (glassy-winged sharpshooter), 1172 nucleotides long. RefSeq names its product zinc finger protein 239-like. Gene Ontology annotation, biological process: regulation of transcription by RNA polymerase II. Gene Ontology annotation, molecular function: DNA-binding transcription factor activity; RNA polymerase II cis-regulatory region sequence-specific DNA binding. Lineage: Eukaryota; Metazoa; Arthropoda; Insecta; Hemiptera; Cicadellidae. The record is from RefSeq and is a predicted model, not a curated record. Bases 83 to 1102 code for a protein of 339 amino acids. The transcript has a single exon.